AUAGGUAUUUAACUAGAGGGAAAAAAAUCUUCAUUUGACACUCAAAGUCACCUCUUCAAUUUAGUGCCGCACAACGGGACGCCAUUAGCUGUAUAUUAUAACAUUUAUCCGCCAAAAUCCUGGUCAUCCGUCAUUGUACUAAUCAGACACCAUGAGAUUGCUGCAGGUGACAACAGUGUUCCUGGUGGUGGCUGUGUUGUCGAUGGUGGGCAGCAGGAAGGAGGAGGAGGAGGAGGUGGAGCAGACCCAGGCCCCACACACCAAGGCUCGGUCCAGGAUCAGGGACAUCACAAACAUCAUCACUACCAGGUUGAAGAGCUUCAUGGGCAGAUCACCUAAGCAUAGUGCUGAAUCCAGCCACACUAACACGCCAAAGGAAAGGACAGUAAGGAACAACACACCUGGCUGGUCUGAAGAUGAUGUGCGAGUGUUCCCCACCAGCACUCAAGCAGAGGAUGCUGAUGCUUUCUUAGAGGACACAUCCACCCAUAAUGACAAAAACUCAGAUUGCCACUCCAAGGCCGAGUUUUGUAAUGCCAAGGAGUCCAGCACUUCUGAUGAUAGUGAUGUUUCUGAUGCAGUGUUGUCAGAGGGUGAGGAAUCCAGCACCUCUGAUGAUGAUGAUCAUCCUGGUGCUGCACCAGAGGGUGAGGAGUCCAGCACCUCUUCUGAUGAUGAUGACCAGCCUGGUGCUGCACCAGAGGGUGAAGAGUCCAGUUCCUCCUCCAGUGAUGAUGACCACCCUGGUGUUGAGGUGUCCAACACUUCACUCAACACUGUAUCACGUGACAACAAGUCCAUUCCUGAUGAUGCCGUCCAUCCCAACACUGUCUUGUACGAUGCUGAGGAGUCCAGCACCUCUGAUGACGAUGUUGAUACCACCACUUCCAGCGAGGAUGAUUAUGAAGCAUCCCUUUCCCUUUCCCCUGAGCACUUCAUGCUAGAUGACCAUGUCUCAGGUGGAGCCCUGCCUCCUAUGUCUGUACCUAUUGAAGACAUGGAAGGCAAUGCUGCUGCUGAUGAGAUGGGAGACAAUAAUGUUUGUGACAGCUUAGAAGCCAACGCUCCUUGUAAUGACAUGGGUGAUUUUAGUGCUGAUGAUAAUGAUGAUUCUGAUAACACUGAUUUUGAUAUGGAAGAUGAUUUAGAUUAUGAUGAUGUAGAUGACUAUGAUGAUGAUUCUGAUUAUGACACAGGAGGUGAUUCUGAUGAGGAUUCUGAUGAUGACAUAGAAGAUAUUUUCAUUGAAGGGGAAGGUGGUGGUCUUGCUGCUGAGCAUCACAACACUACUAGUAGCCUAGAUGAUGCUGAUGAUCAUCAUGACUAACUUUAUUGAUGAUGUAGGGAAGGUAUAUGCAGUAGUAGUGGAAGCUAGUAAAACACCAUGUGGUUGUUUUGCAGUCUAUUUUCUACAAGGCAGGUCAUAUUUUUAUAUCAUUAUUGUGUAUGGACCAAAGUUGUAGCAUUUCUACUUAGUUUAUUGAAAUAUAUUUUUACACACCUUUAA
Messenger RNA from Scylla paramamosain (green mud crab), 1507 nucleotides. RefSeq names its product clumping factor A-like. Lineage: Eukaryota; Metazoa; Arthropoda; Malacostraca; Decapoda; Portunidae. The record is from RefSeq and is a predicted model, not a curated record. The transcript is spliced from 3 exons. Bases 152 to 1327 code for a protein of 391 amino acids.